CUGGACACCCUCACUGACAUAGCAGCAGAGACAAAGAAGGAGGCUCUGAGGAACACAGUUCCAUCAUUAAACAACAGAGACCACGUGGAGGAGAAGAGAUACCAACAGGGAGUGCAUUGUCAUUUGGCAGUCCUAGUGUUGCUGCCUUACAGUAAGAGGCACAGUGAAAUAUCCAGCUUUAAUUCAGGUUCACCACUGGAUACUUCCUCUGUGCUGUGCAUUUUAAUUCCAUUGGGCAGAGAGGACUUGUGUGUGUUCAGGAACCAGUCCUUCCAGCCCUCGGGACAAAUUAGUCACACAAGUGCCACCUAUUACUGUAAGUUUAAUAUAAGACCUGCUGAGCUCCAUUGCAGGGACAUUCCUCCAGUAUGAGCUGCCUGGGAUACAUUGUUGCUGCCAGGCUCACCUGUGCCCUGCUGGUAGCCGUGUGGCUGCAUCCUCGUGCAGCUGACUGCCAGGAUAUCGAGGACGCUGAACGACACUUCACUGAGGCUGUGCUGGAGCAAUAUGGACUCAAUGGGAAUAUAAGUUUGGCCAAUGUGACCGAAAUAAUGGAGGUCUGUGAGAAACGUGGGGAGAAUUGGGGAGCUUCUGCCCUUAACCAGUGCUUAUCCAGUGAGGACAUAUUUAAACAUUAUGGACUUCAUAAUGAAAGUCAAAUUACUACAACAAACUUCAAGAAUAUCUGUCCUGCAAUUUUAUAUCGAAUUAUUGCUCAUCCGUGUACAGAUGAUGAAAAUAUGGGUUACCAGCGGCCUAGUCCUGCAGAAGUGUGGGGAUACAGCUUCCUGACUGUGACUAUCAUUAACUUGACGUCACUGCUUGGCUUGUUUAUAACACCUUUAAUAAAUAAGCCAUAUUUUCCAAAAAUAUUAACUUAUUUUGUGGGUUUGGCUAUUGGAACUUUGUUUUCAAAUGCAAUUUUUCAACUUAUUCCAGAGGCAUUUGGGUUUGAUCCUAAAGAGGACAACUAUGUCACUAAAGCAGUGGCUAUUUUUGGAGGUUUCUAUGUUCUAUUUUUUGUUGAGAGAAUGCUGAAAAUGAUUCUGAAAAUCUAUGGUGAGGGUGUUCAUACUCACUUAGAAAUCGACAAUCCUCGCCAUGAAUACCACAAAGACGCUCCCAUAAGCAAAAUUGCAAAUGGAACAACAGUAUUUAUAAAUUCAGCAGUAGUGGAGGUUAACGGGAAUCAAAACAAUGACAAAAUCAGUGUGGUUUCAUCAAAGGACUCAGGAGAACCAUCUCGCCUCUGCAAGUCAUGUAAAUGGACUCCACUGAAAGAGAUUGGCACAUUAGCUUGGAUGAUCACACUGAGCGAUGGUCUUCACAAUUUUAUUGAUGGACUUGCUAUUGGGGCUUCUUUCACCCUGUCCCCUUUGCAAGGGUUGAGCACAUCCAUUGCAAUUCUAUGUGAAGAAUUUCCUCAUGAGUUUGGUGAUUUUGCCAUCUUGCUUAAUGCUGGAAUGAGCAUACCCCAGGCCCUUUUCUUCAACUUUACAUCUGCAUGCUCUUGUUACGUUGGUUUAGUCUUCGGGGUUUUAGUUGGCAACAACUUUGAGCCAGAUAUUAUAUUUGGAAUAGCCGGUGGCAUGUUUCUUUAUAUUGGUUUGGCUGAUAUGUUUCCAGAGAUGAAUGAAAUGCUGAAAGAUAAAAUAAAAGGGAGGAAAACAGAUUUAACCUAUUUUGCAAUUCAGAAUGCUGGCCUGCUGUCUGGUUUCACUAUCAUCCUGCUGAUAACUCUGUACGCUGGAGAAAUUAGACUGAAUUAAGACAAAUCACUGGAUAGAACUAACUAGAGUGUUGAAACUUUUACUUAUGUUUCUACAAACCUCAAGAAUCACAAUAAUCUAUUUUUAUACACACUUGGAUUUAAGGACUGCAAUCGGAUUCAGGGAGUGAAUAUUUAAGUGCUGCUAUCAUAGAAAUUUUUAUUAAAAUAUUUACAUGUUUUUUUAUUGAAUGCACCAGGCAUUACCUGUACAGUGUUAUAGUGAGCCAAAGGUGUUACAGUACAUGAUGCAUGUAUAUAGGCAGCGGCUGCCUCUACAUUCCUUGUGAUUUGGAAAAUAUUAAAGAAUGAGCUCACUUCCAAAUCACACUGAAAUUUCUAAGGGCUUUUGCAUCUAGGGCGUUUUGAUGAAUGCUUAGAUUUUCUUUUCUUUUAUAGCAUUUGUUUAUUUCUUUGUUGCACUUGAAAGAAAAUGUGAAGAGUGGAAUCAAUGAAGUGGCGAUUGAAAUCACUGUUUCUUAGUGUUCAACUGUAAAUGAGGAGUCUAUGUUAUGAGUAACAUGUUUUAAUAAACAUUGAUUUAUGUACAAAAAAAGUUGUGUUAUAUUUGCUUAC
Molecule: messenger RNA, 2344 nt
Organism: Pelobates fuscus (common spadefoot toad)
Lineage: Eukaryota; Metazoa; Chordata; Amphibia; Anura; Pelobatidae
Gene: SLC39A8
Product: solute carrier family 39 member 8
Exons: 9
Coding region: 369-1769 (466 amino acids)
Biological process (GO): zinc ion import across plasma membrane; intracellular monoatomic cation homeostasis
Cellular component (GO): plasma membrane
Molecular function (GO): monoatomic cation:bicarbonate symporter activity; zinc ion transmembrane transporter activity
Source: RefSeq, a predicted model, not a curated record